AUGUACGCUGACGACACAGCUCUAAUCUGCAGCAAYACCUCAGACCUCAACAGAUCAAUCAGCCACGUCAACAACUUCUGCCUCGCAACAGCUGCCAAGCUCAACGCCUCCAAGUGCUCAUACUUCUCAUUCUUUGACAGCAUCCUCCCACCUUCACUCAACUUCCACAAGAUCCAACAAGACCAACUUGAAACAUACCUCGGCUAUCAAUUCUCACUCACUGGCAUCUCCAACAACCUUCACGCCACUAUCGACAAACUCACCUCCUCAUUCCUUCUCUGGAAACAGAGAGGAUCAACAAUCAAAGCAAACACCAACAUCGUCAAAUCAUACCUCCUCUCCAAACUCACCUACCUUCAAUAUCUCAACUCUAUAGACUCAGACGACAUCAGAAAGCUCAACAACAUGAUCAACUGGUUCAUCUUCUCGUACCGAGACUUAACCCCCAAUUACUACUUCCAACCCAAGAUGAAACCACUCAGACGUCUUCUACCAAUGAAGUUUGGAGGCCUCGGCCUUCCCGACAUUGGACUCAGAGACACCGCCCAGAAAGCAUACAUCUUCGACCACUUCCUCAACUCUCACAACUCACUCCCAUAUGGCCCUGCAUGGCUUCACAACCUUCAGGAACAGAUCUCUUUCAACCAAGCAACCAACCUCCCAUGGACAGACCCACAAGCCUACGGCCAACUCUCAUCCAUCCAACAACUCACCUUCAAGGCCUGGCUCACCGUCAAUGCCUCAAAGUCCGUCACUCAAAUGCCAACACCAAUAUUCAACACCAACCCUCUCCAACUCCACUCCAACGACCUCUCCUUCCUCAAGUUCUUCACACUCAACAACCAACCAAUCUUCACAACCAACUCCAAAAAGAUCACUCUCAAACACUACUACCUCCUCCUCCUCUACAACAACCUCAAGUCAUCUCUCCCUCGA
Molecule: messenger RNA, 936 nt
Organism: Acytostelium subglobosum LB1
Lineage: Eukaryota; Evosea; Eumycetozoa; Acytosteliales; Acytosteliaceae
Exons: 1
Source: RefSeq, a predicted model, not a curated record